UUUUGUUAGCAACCUCAUAAUAACAACGACUGCUCUAAGCAGCUUAUAGCUUGCAGCGUUUUAGUGAUUCUGUAAAGAUUAACAUUUUUUUGUAUACUUAUUGAUUUAUUAAUUAUUUUAGAAAUUUUUAAUUUAUUUCAAAACAGUAUCUAAAAAAAAUUUGGUUAAAAUUAUUUACAAUUUUGAGUUUAUGUCCAGUAUUAUUAUGUCACCAAUUGAUAGUACCAUAAAUCAAAAUUUUGUUGAUAAAUUUAGUCUUCUUAAUUGUUCAUUUUAUGAAAAUGUUAUACCAGUGUAUAAGUAUAAAUGCUUACGUACUGGGAUUACUAUUGUAUUUGGUGAUAUUGAUGGUCCUCUAGUAAAUGGAUAUUUCACUUUGGCCACAGAAGCUCACGAUAAUGAUGGUAUUCCACAUACAUUAGAGCAUUUAAUAUUUCUUGGAUCGGAAGAAUAUCCUUACAAAGGAGUUCUUGAUUUGGUAGCAAAUCGUUGUCUUGCUUCAGGAACCAAUGCUUGGACUGAUGUGGAUCAUACUUGUUAUACUGUCAGCACAGCCGGGAGUGAAGGAUUUCUAUCAUUGCUUCCUAUUUAUCUUGAUCAUAUUUUGUAUCCUACUUUAACUGAUGCUGGUUUUGUCACAGAAGUUCACCAUAUAACUGCGGAAGGUGAAGAUGCUGGUGUUGUUUAUUGUGAAAUGCAAGGACGGGAAAAUACUGCAGAAAGUAUUGUAAGUCGGUCACUACUUAAAAAAAUGUAUCCCGGUGUAUGUGGCUACAAAUCAGAAACAGGAGGUAUUAUGAAAAAUUUACGAGAGUCAACUACUAAUGAAAAAAUUCGCAAAUAUCAUCAUGCAUAUUACCGACCUGAAAAUCUGUUACUUCUAGUCACUGGAAAAGUUGACCAUUCUUCUUUAUUUAAUAGUCUAGAACCAGUUAUCCAAAAAAUUUUAUUAAAAGGAAGCCGAGGAGAAUAUGUAAAACCAUGGCAAAAUACUGUAGAUCCUUUAACCGAAUCUUCAAAUUAUAUAGAACUAUUUCCAUGUGAUGAAGAGACCAAUGGUGUUAUCAAUGUUGGUUGGAGAGGUCCAGUUGGGUCAAAUUAUAGAUACAAGUAUAUGGCUUGUCAGUUACUCUUAAAAUAUUUAACUGAUACUCCAAUAAGUGCUUUACCAAAAGAGUUUGUUGAAAUAUCUGACCCAUUGUGUAGUUCGGUAUCUUACUAUAUAAGUCAUCAUUUAAAUCCAAGUUUAGUUCUUGAAUUUGAAAAUGUACCAAUUCAAAAAUUAAAUGCAGAACAAAUACCAUUGAAAUUAAAUGAAGUAUUUAAUAAGCUUAUAAGUAAUGAUUGUUAUUUUAAUCUAGAAAGACUGAGAACAUGUAUAGAAAGAUAUAAGCUAUUCUUAUUAAUAAAUUUAGAAAAUUGUUCUAGUUCUAGUUUAGCCAAUUUAAUAAUUGGAGACUUUUUGUAUGGAAAGAAUCAAUCAGAUUUAGAUGAUAGAUUGAACACAAUUAUCAUUUUGAAGAAACUUAUUAGUGAAGAUAUCUCAUUUUGGAAACAGAUUUUAAAUGAUUAUUUUAUAAGCAAUCAUAAAGUAGUUGUAAGAGGAAUCCCAUCUAUAAAAAGACAACAAGACCUUGCUAAUGAAGAAGUGCAAAGAGUAUCACAACGCAAAAAAGAUUUAGGGGAUGAUGGUUUAAAAUUAAAAUCUAUUAAACUACUGAAUGCUAAAACAGAAUGUGAAAAAAAACCUCCUAAUGAAAUGUUGACAUCAGUUAAAAUUCCUAAUGUUGAAUUCAUACAGUUUUUAACUUAUGAUACUUUUUCAUCAAAUUCAAUAAAUCAACACAAUUUAUUUAAAACUUCUGAGGUUCCAUUGUUUGUUGAAAUUGACAAUAUUAAAAGUAAUUUUGUUUAUAUGAAUGCAUUUAUUAACACUAAAGACUUGGCGUUGAAUCUUAGAAAGUACUUACCCAUUGUUGUUGAUUUAAUAAUGGAAAGUACUGUAAUACAAAAUGGUGUAAAAUUAGAUUACAUGGAUGUCAUUGCAGAAUUAGAAAAAGAUACUGUUUCAUGGAAUUCGUCUGUUGGAAUCGGAUCAACUUCUUGGUUUUCUUGUGGAACUUUUUCCUCUGUUGUAAUAUUAUCACUUAAUGUUGAACCAGAAAAAUAUAAUAAAAGCAUCAACUGGCUUCAUAAUUUUCUUUAUAAUACAAUUAUUACUAAAGAAAAGUUUUCUAUCACUUUGUCAAAAAUUAUAAAUGAAGUUUCUUGCUAUCGUAGAGAUGGAAGCCAUAUGUUAAAAGACAUUUUAAGAAAUAUGAUUUACAAACAAGAUAGCAAUAAUUACACAUUUAGUACUUUAAGACAAUAUAAGUUUCUAACUAGCUUGCAAAAAACCAUUGAAACAGAAGAAGGUUGGCAAGUUGUAAAUGAAGAUUUGAAUAAAUUAAAAUUAUUUUUAGCUAAUCCAGAUAUGAUAAAAUUACACAUAACAGGCAAUUUGGAUAAAUUAUGUGUUAUUAUUCCUGAAGCCUCUGUUACAUUACAAAAAAUUAUUCCAGAUAAUUCAAAGACAUCAGUACAUCCAUUUAAUACACUUUAUGACUUUGAUUCUAUGUUACCUCUAAACCAAUGUGAAAGUCAAGCUUGUAUUGUUGGAAUGGGUUCUAUUGAAUCAAGUUAUUUCACCCAAGUUACUGAUUGUAUAAACGAUUAUAACGAUCCAGACAUAGCUGCUAUUUUAGUAUUUUUGCAAUAUUUUACUCAGUUAGAGGGACCUAUGUGGAAGAAUGUACGAGGAUUAGGUUAUGCAUAUUCCUAUAGCAUUAUUCCAAGGCCAGACGAAGGAAAGAUUUCCUUACAUUUUUACCGCUCUGUAAAUGUACCAGCUGCUUAUCAAGCUACAAAAUCAAUAAUAGAUGAACAUUUAUCUAGUGAAUUUUCUUGGGAUCAAACACUAUUCGAGUCAGCAAAAUGUUCUGUUACAUUUGAAAUAAUUGAUAGAGAGAGUACAAUUGGUACUUUAACCUCACAAUCAAUUUUGUUUCACUUCCGAAAUUUAAAACAAACUUAUAACCAGGAUCUUGUAAAGAAAAUAUCAUUAGUAAAACUUGAAGAUCUUCCUGAAAUUGGCAGAAAAUAUGUGAUUCCAUUAUUCAAUCCACAAUCUUCCAUAACUGCAAUGGUAUGUCCUCCCUCAAAAAUUGAAGAAAUAGCUAAUGAAUUUGAAAAAAUUGGUAUUAAAAUGAACGUGUAUAAAUCUUUAGAUGAAAGUUUUCUAAAUAACUAACCUAUAAUACAAAGUUUUAUUGUAUUAACAUGUAUAAAUCAUGCUUCAAAAAUAUUUUCAGUAUAGUUUAAUAUUUUAAUUGUCUUUUUCCCUCCCACGGUUACAAUAUUAAUAUAAAUAAUAAUUGAAAA
Daktulosphaira vitifoliae (grape phylloxera) is the source of this 3420-nucleotide messenger RNA. RefSeq lists its product as uncharacterized. NCBI's taxonomy places the organism in Eukaryota, Metazoa, Arthropoda, Insecta, Hemiptera, Phylloxeridae. Gene Ontology annotation, molecular function: metal ion binding. The coding region runs from base 191 to 3289 and encodes 1032 amino acids. The record is from RefSeq and is a predicted model, not a curated record. The transcript is spliced from 18 exons.